Molecule: messenger RNA, 1447 nt
Organism: Ilex paraguariensis (yerba mate)
Lineage: Eukaryota; Viridiplantae; Streptophyta; Magnoliopsida; Aquifoliales; Aquifoliaceae
Source: the annotation of a GenBank genome assembly
AAUGCUUUUAAAAUCCUCAGAUCCUCUCUAUUCCACCAACCCAUUAGUCAUUUUGAAGUCUCUUCUUCGUUCUGGUGGUGCCCUUUUGAAUUCGCCAUGGAGUUAGCUUUGAGUUUGGGUGACACAACAAAGACGUUCACUUUCGCAGACAAAUCUCAGAGGAUGGUUGGUAUUGGUAAAGAUUUAGGGUUUUGCAUGGGCUUAGGUUCUCUGGUUAAUGGAAGAUCAGAGGAGAGAGGAGGAGAGAGAGUUGGGGGUGAAAGUAGGAGGAAAAGUAUGAUGAGAGAGGAAGAUGAGAGAAGAGGAUCAUCAGAUCCACCGGUUCAGCUUGAUCUACUUCCUUUUUCUCCGGUUCAACGGAAUCAACCACCUUCACAGCUUCGCUUUCCAUGGCUGACAGAGAACUUGAUAUCUGAACCGGUUUCGUCAAAUGGAUCCGGAAAAGGGCGAGACGUGAACCACCACCGGCCACCGUUCGCGGCGGAGGAGACCGAUGAUGGGGCGGCACUGUCGUCCCCAAACAGCACGGUGUCGUCAUUUCAGAUGGAUUUUUCAGUCUUUAGAAGUGGAAGAAGCAAGAGAGAUUUGGAGGCAACGUUUAUUAAUACUGAAGUUGAUCACGCAGAGAAAGGUGGUUCUUCAAGGGCAAGUGAUGAGGAAGAGAAUGGUUUGGCUAGGAAAAAGCUCAGGCUGACUAAAGAACAGUCUGCUUUUCUUGAAGAAAGCUUCAAAGAACACAACACCCUCAAUCCUAAACAAAAGCAAGCUCUGGCAAAGCAGUUGAAUCUUCGUCCUCGCCAAGUAGAAGUGUGGUUUCAAAACAGAAGAGCAAGGACAAAGUUGAAGCAGACUGAGGUAGAUUGUGAGUAUUUAAAGAGAUGCUCUGAAACACUGACAGAAGAGAAUAGGAGGUUGCAAAAGGAGAUUCAAGAGUUAAGAGCUUUGAAGGCUUCCAAACCUUUCUACAUGCAGCUUCCUGCAACCACUCUCACUAUGUGUCCCUCUUGUGAGCGCGUAGCCUCCACCACCACCUCUUCUGCCACCGCCACCGCCACCGCCACUGCUGCCGCCACUACAACCAAUACAACAUUGUCUCUUGCUAAACCCAUGUUAUAUCCAUUUUCACACGCUCAAGUCCACACUCGACAGACUGCUUCAUGAGACUUCCAACAUAAGAAUAUUUACCCACAACAAAGAGUACUUAGCCCAAACACUAAAUGCAAAUUUUCUUGGCAUAUGUAAAUAUUUCAGUUUUUUUUUAAGAAAAUUAUUUCAUUCUGUUGUGAUAUUUUUGUGCCGAGAGGUUGUUGAGGAUGGAGUUUAGAGUGGGAGGAGAUUUGGGAGGGUAAUAGUUUGACUGAGAAUGAGAAAGAUUUUGAGCAAAAGUUUUGGUUUCUGAUUGUGUUUUUUUUUUUUCCCUUUGACUGGGUAUUUAAUCUGUUUUCUG